Molecule: messenger RNA, 953 nt
Organism: Asparagus officinalis (garden asparagus)
Lineage: Eukaryota; Viridiplantae; Streptophyta; Magnoliopsida; Asparagales; Asparagaceae
Source: RefSeq, a predicted model, not a curated record
AUGUCGAGCUCAACCCCAACCCCUCGACGGCCGCGGCCGCCGCCUCCUCCUCCGCAGCGGCCGCCUCCUCUACGACCCCGGCCUCCUCCCUCACGCCGCGACUACCGCAAGGGCAACUGGACGCGUCCAAGAACCCUAACCCUCAUCACACGCCAAGCCCUCGACGACGACCGCGCUCCUCCUCCUCCUCCAACCCACCUCCGUCUCCGGCGGCGGCGCCCCCCGCUCCGCAGAACAGCCUGGAAGUGGGUCGAGAACUACUGCUGGCAUCAGAACUGUCUCCGCUCGCAAAACCAGUGCAAUGAUAGGGACAACCUCCUCCGGGACAGCAAGAAGGUCCGAGACUACGAGUCGAGGCCCAAGGCGCGACGAGGCCCGGCCCAGCUACUGGUCAUGGACCGCCACGAGCGGAAAGAGAAGAAUCUGCCGACGAAUUUGUCGUCCGAGGUUUUCGAGGCCCUAACUGACGUCUUGACCCGGCAUGCUCACGGAGCUCGUCGUCGUCUCCGCGGGCCUUCCGCCGGUGUCGUCUCUUCCUCCCCCUCCACCGAUGCUGCUCCGCCGCCUCCGCCGCGCAGGCAGGCGGCAGAGCCGUCGGGUUCAGCGGAGCCAUUCGAGUCGUCCGAGUCGGGCCAGGACGAGCCCGACACGAAACGGAGGAAGCUAAAGAGCUUGGGCUCGAGUGUGGUUCGGAGCGCUUCAGUUCUGGCUCGAACCUUAAUGGCUUGUGAGGAGAAGAGGGAGACUAGGCACCGCGAGUUGCUGGAACUCGAGGAGAGGAGGGUAAAAUUGGAAGAAGAGAGGACGGAAGUGAAUAGGCAAGCGGUGACAGGGCUGAUUUCGGCCGUUAAUGGGUUGUCGAAUGCCAUUCAUGCCCUCGUGUCCGAUCACCGCCGGGGGCAAAUGUAAAUACCAAAUUGAAACAUUCUUGAUCAUUCUUUAGUGGUUUAUUA